Molecule: messenger RNA, 1784 nt
Organism: Gossypium arboreum
Lineage: Eukaryota; Viridiplantae; Streptophyta; Magnoliopsida; Malvales; Malvaceae
Product: geraniol 8-hydroxylase-like
Exons: 1
Coding region: 916-1368 (150 amino acids)
Molecular function (GO): oxidoreductase activity, acting on paired donors, with incorporation or reduction of molecular oxygen; monooxygenase activity; iron ion binding
Source: RefSeq, a predicted model, not a curated record
UAUCUAGAGUUGCUUGAUGCUCUUCUUUGCUUUAGAUUCAUCACUCGUUCUUUCCUUCACUUUCUCUUUUCAUUUUUAACCUCAUCUCUCACACGUUCUUCUUCUCUAAUUUUCUCAGGAAACAAACAGGAAAAUUAGGGUUCUUCUGAAACUCAAUAACCUUUUAUGAUGAUGAUAAUGAUAAUAAUGAUGAGGGAGUGAGGUGGUGUGAGAACUAAAGCAAGGAGUCCAGGGUGAUAAUGGUGAUGAUGAUGUUAAUGGCAACACUGUAAAUUUGAGGCUGACAUUAUUUGAAGAAUGUGAAUCAGAAGAGAGGGAUUUGUUGUUAAAGGAGCCAGCUUGUUCUUCUAUGUAGAAAAGGUAUAUUUGGUAUUGGAUCAAAUUGAGAACCUUAUUAUUUACCAUUUGGGGUUAUUAGCUGCUGUUUUCCUCAAAUGGGUUGGCCCUCUUUUCAUUGAUAAGGUCGGUUCUUUUUCCCCUCCAAUUUCAUGCCUCUUGUUGGAUGUUUCUUUGAUACUUGCAAAUUAUAUUGCCUUGUUUAUCUUUCAUUAUUUACUUGCUUGUUGAAAAUUAUGAAAUAUUCAGAGGAAGUUCAAAAGGUGUAAAAAUGCACAUUUUUUUUAUAAUUUACCUCCAUCAGUUUAUGAUUAAAUAUAUAAAAAAGAAAAACUUUAAACCUAAUCGGAAAUAUUUUGUUGUUUUUUCUGCAUUAAUCAAGAAAAUAAUGACGUCAACUCUAAUCCAUGGCGGCUAAUGCAACUGAGACCGUAGUUUAAUCUGUGUUAGGGAGAGAUAGAUUUGUUAACAAGUUCCUUGCUAUGUCCACUGUUGAUUUGGCUCCUGCUUCAAGCUUUCAACUCGAUUAUAAAUGGACGUAAAUCAAGUCAACAAAAGCUUCCACCUGGUCCGCAGCGGAUGCCAAUAAUCGGCAAUCUCAUCGAUCUUGGGGAUAAACCCCACAGAUCCUUCACUAAGCUUGCUCAGAUUCAUGGCCCCGUUAUGAGUCUCAAACUUGGCAGCUUAAUCACCGUCGUCGUUUCAUCGGAAACAAUGGCCAAAGAAAUCCUGCAGAAACAGGAUAUUGUUUUCUCUAACCUAACCAUGAUCGAUGCUAUCCGAGCCUGUCAACACCAUGAAGUUUGGUUGACGUGGAUACCCGUCUCGCCGCUUUGGAGAACUCUUCGCAAAGUCUGUAAUACCCGUAUUUUCGCUAGUAUGAAAGUCGAUACCACUCUAUACCUGCGUCGGAACAAGAUUCAGGAACUGAUUGCUAAUGUUGGCGAAAGUUGCCCUAAAGGUGAAGCUAUCAACAUAGGGCAAGCCGCUUUUGAUACUACCAUCAAUUUGCUGUCCAACACUAUUUUUUGAGUGGAUUUGGUUGACCUAAAUUCAUCAAGUGCUCAAGAAUUCAGAAAAAUAGUUUGUGAUAUCAUGGUAGAGGCAGGGAAGCCUAAUUUGGCUGAUUAUUUCCCUUUGCUUAAGAAGAUUGGCCCAAAAGGUGUACGGCACCGGAUGACUGUUCAUUUCGACAAGUUGCUUAGCCUUUUCAGCAAUGUGUUCGAUGAAAGGCGGCAAUCAAGACAAUCCCAAGAUUAUACUGCAUCAAAUGAUGUUUUGGAUACUCUUCUCGACAUUAUUGAAGGCUGUAAUAAAACUAUUGUCACAAACUUGCUUUUGGUAAUUUUUUUUUCAUCUUCUUUUAGUUUUUCUCUUUAUAAACAAUCAUGUUAUAGUAUUUAUUUCCAUGUUUUAUGCGGAAGCGACAUAUUGGCAUUGUUAGAGAA